Zophobas morio is the source of this 945-nucleotide messenger RNA. Its product is annotated as nuclear migration protein nudC-like. The transcript is spliced from 6 exons. Gene Ontology annotation, biological process: protein folding. The record is from RefSeq and is a predicted model, not a curated record. Gene Ontology annotation, cellular component: cytoplasm. Bases 37 to 945 code for a protein of 302 amino acids. Lineage: Eukaryota; Metazoa; Arthropoda; Insecta; Coleoptera; Tenebrionidae.
GGUUCUGGGAAUUUUUUUUUAAAGAAAAGUUUGACAAUGGAUGCUGACGAACGAAGUGAUAGUUUAUUGUUAGCACUCUCUCAGAAGGGAGAAGGUGGUAUAGAAGUUUUUUUAGAUUCCGUAUUCGGUUUUUUGAGCAGAAAAACGGAUUUCUACAGCAGUGCAGAUCCUAAACAUUACAAGUCGAUGGUGUUAAAGUAUAUGAACAAAUAUGCAUUAAAGAAUAAAGAGGAAAAAUUGAAAGUUUCUGUAGAGAAAAAUGCUUUAAUUAAAGAUGUUUGUAAAGAUAAAAUUGUAGAAUUACCAGAUGAAACCGGUUUUGAAGAAAUUAAAAAAAAUUUUGAUUCUGAAAAAGAAAAUAUUUCCGGAAAUAUUAAUAAAACUGUAGAGGCUGAAAAGGAAGAUGAUCUUGAAGAAGGCAAGCUCAGACCCAAUAAGGGGAACGGUUCUCAGACUGAAAAGUACGUUUGGACUCAAACUUUGCAAGAGAUAGAAGUUCGAAUUCCUUUUAAAAGUUGCUCAGUUUUAAGAGGAAAUCAAAUGGAGGUCGUUAUUAAUAAGAAAUUUUUAAAAGUUGGGAAAAAGGGAGAAGAUUAUUUUGUUUGUGGGACUUUGCAUGGCGAAGUGAAGGCUGAAGAAAGUGUUUGGCUUCUUGAAGAUCGAAAUGUUGUAGUGCUUUCUCUUCCGAAAAUUAAUAGUAUGAGUUGGUGGCCGCGCUUGCUGGAAGGCGAGCAGGAAAUCGACACGCGCAAGAUUCAACCUGAAAACUCGAAACUAUCCGAUCUGGACGGAGAAACACGUGGCCUCGUUGAGAAAAUGAUGUACGAUCAGCGGCAGAAGGAAAUGGGCUUGCCCACGUCAGAGGAACAGAAAAAGCAAGAACUUCUUAAAAACUUUAUGAAGGCUCAUCCCGAAAUGGAUUUUUCUAAAGCCAAAUUCUCAUAA